Vanderwaltozyma polyspora DSM 70294 is the source of this 426-nucleotide messenger RNA. It is a transcript of the gene VPS55, whose product is annotated as Vps55p. The record is from RefSeq and is a predicted model, not a curated record. The transcript has a single exon. Gene Ontology annotation, biological process: late endosome to vacuole transport via multivesicular body sorting pathway. Bases 1 to 426 code for a protein of 141 amino acids. Gene Ontology annotation, cellular component: endosome; Vps55/Vps68 complex. NCBI's taxonomy places the organism in Eukaryota, Fungi, Ascomycota, Saccharomycetes, Saccharomycetales, Saccharomycetaceae.
AUGUUGGAGUUUAAAGUAUCGCCACUUACUAAGAUUAUUUCUUUAUCUGGGUUUCUAGCAAUGGGAUUUCUCCUGGUUACGUUAAGUUGUGCUUUGUUCCACAAUUAUUAUCCUUUAUAUGACGUUUUAAUCUUUUUAUUAGCACCUAUACCUAAUGCUUUGUUCAGUAAAAGAAACUCCAGCUCUGCAACUUUUAUGUCAGAUUCUGGAAUGAACAGUAGUAAUGAUUUUGCAUCUUUCUUGACCGGUAUGUUAGUAACCAGUGGGAUUGCAUUACCAUUAGUUUUCAGACAUUCACAAUUGAUUACAUCUGAGAGUUGUGUAAUGAGUAUGCUAGGGGGUAUGAUAAUUUAUGGCAGUAUUGUUACCUUCUCCUGGUUCUUUAACUCCAGUUGGGACAAUGAAGAAGAUGAUCUAUUCUCCUAA